Messenger RNA from Pecten maximus, 1650 nucleotides. RefSeq names its product protein NYNRIN-like. The coding region runs from base 1 to 1650 and encodes 549 amino acids. The record is from RefSeq and is a predicted model, not a curated record. The transcript is spliced from 2 exons. Gene Ontology annotation, biological process: DNA integration. Gene Ontology annotation, molecular function: nucleic acid binding. NCBI's taxonomy places the organism in Eukaryota, Metazoa, Mollusca, Bivalvia, Pectinida, Pectinidae.
AUGGAGAUUCAUCAUCGUCCUGGGGGUAAACAUGUGAAUGCUGACGCUUUGUCACGACUGCAGGAGGAAGCUGAUUGCCAGGAGUUCCGACACAGUGUGUUGCUGGAAGAUUUACCGUGUGGUGGGUGCACUUACUGUGCUAAACGACACGAGGAAUGGAGCAGCUUUAUCAACUCAGUAGACGAAGCUGUAUCUCUAGCUCAUUUAACACCAACAGUCAGAGCCGUCGUCAGGGAUGGGGACAAGCCAGACUGGGUUAACGGCUACUCAUGGCAGGAAGUUAGGAAAGCUCAACGGGAGGAUCCAAAUUUAAGCCUGGUAUUUCCUUGGCUUGAGUCACGAGAAGCUCCUGCUGAGAAUAUCCUUAUGUUGAGCAGCCGGGAAUCAAAACACUACUUGCUAAACAAAGAGCUAUUCUCCUUGGAUAAAGAAGGUGUUUUGUGGAAGCGGGACAGCAACUGUCUGGGCAAAAAACUGUUAGUGGUGCCCAAGAACUUGAGAAAGGACAUACUGGUCAUAUCCCAUGACUUACCUUCCACUGGACAUCAACGUCAGGAGAGAACCAUUGGACGUUGUAAGGAAAAGUUUUAUUGGUUCAACAUGUUGAGGGACAUCAAAAACCACGUUGCUACCUGCUCAACGUUGGACCAAUUCACGAAAUGGGUAGAGUGUAUACCACUGCCUAACCAGACCGCUGAGGAAACGGCUAAGGCAGCAGUUAAUCACUUUUUCUCAAGAUUUGGCUUUCCUUUCCAAAUAUUCACGGAUCGAGGGACCAAUUUUGAAAGCCAUCUAUUCAAACAGCUCUGUGAAAGGCUCCAUAUCCACAAAGCACGGACAACACGUUUUAGACCCUCUUCAAACGGACAAGUGGAAAGGUUUAACCGAACGAUCAUGGACGCAGUGCGAUGUUUCACGAGUCAGUCUACUGGUCAAUGGGACGAGUUCCUGCCACAACUCGCCGGGGCUAAAAGAUCUGCCGUCAACCGUAGCACUGGGUUCACACCAAACCUGUUAAUGCUGGGGAGAGAGGUAAAUACACCAGUCGACCUCAUGUUUCCAGGCCCUCAUCCCGAGGAUCAUGAGAAUUAUGAGGAAUAUGUAUCCCAUUUGGUUACGGAAAUACAGUCCGCUCACGAAACCACUCGUAGUAAGUUGGUUAUCAGUCAGGCUAUCAACAAGCGGGACUAUGACCUUAAAACAUUCACAAGGUCAUAUUCCGUGGGUGAUGCUGUGUAUGUGCUAGAUACCGCCACAGUCAAGGGUAAGUGUAGCAAACUCUCCCCAACCUGGAAAGGACCAGCUCUGGUAGUCCGUAAACUCACGGAGUAUGUGUACGAAAUCAUGCUCCGAAAGAAACUUGUGACGAUAAACCAUGAUCGUCUCAAGCCUUGUCGAGACAGAGAUUUGCCCGCCUGGUUACUCAGACAACGCGAACUCCGCGCUCAGGGUAAACAGGGUCAACCGGCUGUAGCAACAGCUGAGGACAGUGCAUUCUGUCUAUGUCGUGGCCCUGAUAACGGGGGACUGAUGAUACAAUGUGAGGAAUGUAGGGAAUGGUAUCAUGGUUCUUGCGUAAAUGUAACCAAGGAGCACGCCAAACUAAUUGAUGUGUAUCUCUGUCCAGAAUGUCUACCAGGUUGUAACUAG